Molecule: messenger RNA, 918 nt
Organism: Aspergillus brunneoviolaceus CBS 621.78
Lineage: Eukaryota; Fungi; Ascomycota; Eurotiomycetes; Eurotiales; Aspergillaceae
Product: PaaI family thioesterase
Exons: 3
Coding region: 1-918 (305 amino acids)
Source: RefSeq, a predicted model, not a curated record
AUGCCGCAGGUCCCAACAGUUCGCCUGGGAUCCACUGCGAUCCUCAGCAGUGUCCAACAGCCUCUUCGCUCUUUAUCUUCUUCUCGUCUGCCUGCCGCAGCUUCAAACCACACAGCUUUACUAUCUUUUCGCUUCUCUCCGCCCCCGAAACCAACGUGUCGGGCAUAUUCUUCCACAGCCACUCCUCCCCCUCCUCGAUCCCGUCUCCGCCGCUUUAUUGGCUUCACGUCACUCGCCGUUUUUGCCUUCAUCGCUGGAGGAUCCUACCAGACCUUGAAGACCGCCUCGGGCAUGAUGGACCUCCGACUAAGCACCGACGAGGAGACCCUCUCCGCCUUCAUCCCCGGCGAUGAGUUCACCAAGGAAGUAGACGACUAUAUUCGCAAUCAUCCACUGGCCGUCUCGCUGCGCGAGGACCCCGCCUUCACCGAAUCCCGCCCACACUUGAAGAUGCCAGCACAGAUGCGCGCGCGCAGUCUCACGGGCGGAACGUUGGCCGGGCCAGAGAUGAUCGUCGUGCCGCCAUUGGUGUUCUGCGAGGAGGGUGGGAAGAGCCUGGUUUCUUUGCUGUACCUUGGUCCCAGCCUCUGCGGGCAUCCCGGAAUCGUGCACGGCGGUCUCCUGGCCACCUUGCUGGACGAGGCAAUGGGCCGCUGCUGCUUCCCCGCGCUGCCGAACCGCGUUGGCGUCACCGCCAACCUGAAUCUCGAUUACCGCCUUCCCGCAAUGGCGGGUAAUUACGUCGCGCUGCGAGCAGAGACGGUCAAGGUGGAAGGUCGCAAAGCCUGGGUGGAGGCGCGCAUCGAGACGCUGCCGGAAGAUGGCAAAGAGCCGAAAGUCCUGGUAGAGGCGAAGGCGCUCUUCAUUGAGCCCAAGCAGGCUGCGGCAAUGUCCUCCCUGUACAACGUCACCGCUUAG